AUGGGGAAGGGGGGAAAAGAGGGAAAUAGUGGAUGCUUUAGUGCUACAAUAGUUUUUUGUAUUGUUUUGAUCGUGGGAUUAGAUGUCGUCGCUGGUAUCGUGGCAAAGCAAGCCGAAGUCGCCCAAGAAGAAGUGAAACACACGAGACUGUGGCUUCUCGAGUGUAAAGCUCCAAGCCAAAAAGCUUUCAUGUUAGGGUUUAUAGCAUUAGGAUGUUUGGCAGCAGCUCAUCUCUUCGCCAUUAUAAUAGGAUGCAGUACCUCCAAUAUGUUCAAAGUACUCACCGUACCCAAGAUCUCUGCAUACAUCAACAUGGCCUGUCUUGCUCUCACUUGGGUCGUAGCAAUUGCGGGAGCGGGGAUACUUACAAUGGGCAUAUGGACGAACAGAGAGUCAAGAUCAGAAUGUGGAUUCACAUACAAACAUUUUCUGUCUUUAGGAGGCAAUGUGUGUUUCUUUCAUGCCAUUGUCUAUGUCCUUUUGUAUUGGUUGGGCGGAUGUAGAAAAUAA
This is a messenger RNA of Brassica napus (rape), 510 nucleotides long. RefSeq lists its product as uncharacterized. The coding region runs from base 1 to 510 and encodes 169 amino acids. The record is from RefSeq and is a predicted model, not a curated record. The transcript is spliced from 3 exons. NCBI's taxonomy places the organism in Eukaryota, Viridiplantae, Streptophyta, Magnoliopsida, Brassicales, Brassicaceae.